UACAACAUGCCAAGUCGCCCCUUCCCAAUCGGUACAUGGCGCGUCGAGGCUACACCUGGGUACCUAACAACAAGAAGAACUUGACCUUAUACACCCCACCUCCCGCCAACGACACCACAUCGGACGUACCUUCAUAUUCAGGCAACACGGUCGCGCAACUCUCUCAAUACCGUAGAUACCGACAUCAACCCCAUUUAGCUGUCCAAAAUGGCUGGCGGCGGAAAAGGAAAGACUGGAGGCAAGACAGGAGGAAAAGGCGACUCGCACGUAAAGACAACCAAGUCGCACUCUGCUAAAGCCGGUCUCCAAUUCCCCUGCGGUCGCAUAAAGCGUCACCUUCGAACCAUCACGCGCCAGAAGACGCGCAUCGGCGCCAAAGCAAGCAUCUACCUAACCGCAGUCCUCGAAUACCUGACUGCCGAAGUUCUCGAACUCGCAGGCAACGCUGCCAAGGACCUCAAAGUGAAGCGUAUCACACCGCGCCAUCUACAACUUGCUAUCCGAGGCGACGAGGAACUCGACACCCUCAUCCGGGCCACGAUCGCUUUUGGAGGUGUUCUCCCACACAUCAAUCGCGCUCUAUUGCUCAAGGUUGAACAGAAGAAAAAGGGCAUUAAGGCUGUGGAGGCGUAAGCAGACUAUGCGUUUGAACGCGUGGCAAUCUGAAUAGAGGCAACAAAUGGGAAAGUCAGGCAUUAGCUGCAAACGCGUCAGAAAUGCGGCUGCGAAUGGAAAAGGCUUAAGAUGAUCACGGACAUCGCCUUCUUUGGUUUGCGCGUCCUUCGGCACUUGUCAUCCUAUUGCCGGAAAGAUGUUCAUUUUUUGGCUGUGGAAUGUUA
Cucurbitaria berberidis CBS 394.84 is the source of this 839-nucleotide messenger RNA. Its product is annotated as histone-fold-containing protein. The transcript has 3 exons. The record is from RefSeq and is a predicted model, not a curated record. Bases 208 to 633 code for a protein of 141 amino acids. Gene Ontology annotation, molecular function: DNA binding; protein heterodimerization activity; structural constituent of chromatin. Lineage: Eukaryota; Fungi; Ascomycota; Dothideomycetes; Pleosporales; Cucurbitariaceae. Gene Ontology annotation, cellular component: nucleosome.